AUGGUUGGCUCACUGAGGUAUCUAUGCAACAACCGACCUGACAUCUGCUACUUAGUAAGUGUGAUUAGCAGAUUCAUGCAUGAUCCAAGGAAGAUUCACUUGAUAGCUGCUAAAAGGAUACUUAGGUAUAUAAAAGGCACAAAGGAGUUUGGUCUGCAGUUCCCGAAUGGAAGCAAAGGUGAAAGAAGUGAACUCAUUGGAUACUUAGAUAGUGAUUGGUGUGGAGACAUCACAGAUAGAAGGAAUACAUCUGACUAUGUCUUUAAGUUCAAUGAAGCAGCCAUAUCAUGA
Cicer arietinum (chickpea) is the source of this 291-nucleotide messenger RNA. Its product is annotated as secreted RxLR effector protein 161-like. Lineage: Eukaryota; Viridiplantae; Streptophyta; Magnoliopsida; Fabales; Fabaceae. The record is from RefSeq and is a predicted model, not a curated record.